AGGUUUUAUUUAUUUCUCACGACCAAAUAUUGUCUCAGCUCAUAUAUAAGUGUGGUCUUGUGUAGUAAUAUCUUCAUAUUGCAGUAUAAUGUCGUACGUUUUAUGGAUUCUAUUUAUGAGUAUUAUAGGCUAAUGCUAAAUAUGACAUUCUAAGUAUCUAAAUAGAAUAAAGUCAGUUUAAUGUCAAAGAUAAAGAAAACCUUCAACAUCUACUGUAAAUCUAUAUUUUGUGCUUUGCUAAAAAUGUAUAAAACAUGAAUAUAUUUUUCUGCACUUUGAAGGAUUAUAAUAAUAAGUAUCAGAUUAUCUGUUGUUUUUAAGACAAAGCAGGAGAGAGAAGUUAUUCUAAUGUCCAGACUUCUCUAAGUAAAAAAAACAAAACAAUAUUAGAUUAAGAGUGAAGAAAACCUGUGGCAACAGGGAAUGGGGAGGUGGGAAGAUCUUACCUGAGAAACCAGCCAAUCAAAGGCAAAGGGGUGUUACCUGGGAAACAGAUAAAGUCAGUGUGACGGAUGACAUUUUGACAUAAGCCAAGGGCAAAUAGUAAACAAAGAGGUAAAGAGGAGUAGCCUCGUACCUGGAAACCUCCAGAUCCUCCUCUCUUUGACUCUGACCUGGGACUUUAAGGGCUGAUCCCUAGAAGGUGAGAAGGAACUUUACCAUGUCUUCAUUUGAGAGCCAGGGCCAGUCUCCUCCUCGCUGUGGCCCCCAGUUCCCCAGUCUUGGACAGGAGCCUCCUGAGCUCAGCAUGUACAGCGACUGCUACUACCCUCCUCCCUCACUGCCGAGUCCUCAGCGCACGACUCCGACCUCCUACGACCUCAGCGACUACGCGGCCUCCUCUCCAAACCCAUACCUCUGGUUCAACGGCUCGGGGAUCAAUGCACCGCCGUACCUGGCUACCACCGGUCCCUCUGGAAACCCCGGUCCUCCUUUUGUCCCUCAGCACUAUGGUAUGCAGAGGUCUUACCUGGGCCCAGCCGGGGCAGGGGGGCACGGGGGAGAGAUGGGCUGGUUUUCUUUGCCAUCACAAGAAGAUCUGAUGAAACUGGUCCGGCCGCCGUACUCCUACUCUGCGUUGAUUGCUAUGGCCAUCCAUGGAGCACCUGACAAGAGACUGACCCUGAGUCAGAUUUACCAGUAUGUCGCUGACAAUUUCCCAUUUUACAACAAGAGUAAAGCGGGCUGGCAGAACUCCAUCAGACACAACCUGUCACUCAACGACUGCUUCAAGAAAGUCCCAAGAGAUGAGGACGAUCCAGGAAAAGGCAACUACUGGACACUGGACCCAAACUGUGAGAAGAUGUUUGACAACGGAAACUUCCGCCGCAAAAGAAAGAGAAAGUCUGAUUCCAUCUCAGGUGGUGAGAACAGUUCCAGAGCUGCAGAGUCAGGUGACAGUGACAGAGGCAGCCCCAAGCCUCUAGGAAACCCUGCCAUCAAUAUCUCACCCACGCACGACAGGAUCCCGUCCCCGUCAUCAGGUCCCACUCCGUGUCUAAGCAGCUUCCUGUCUGAGAUGUCUGGAGUGACCUCGACAUCGGCCAGUGAGGUGGGAGCUGAUGUGUUGAACAGGCCGCUGCCGAUCAACCUCCCUCUAGACGGGCCCAGACCUGCUCAGCACGGGAGCUUCAGUAAUUACUCCCCCAACUCAGUCGGCCCAGAGUGGGUCGCACAAGUACCAGCGCCCCCUGUGCUCUCCUCUUCGCCGACCCACUCUUCUCUAGGCUACAGCAGUCCCAUUCUCAGUCAGUACAGUGGCUCCAACGGGCAUUUUUACCCCACACUGAGUUCUACAGGAAUCAUAUAUCAGCGGGAAGGCACAGAGGUUUAAGACGAGAGAAUGAAAAAACUAGUUUGAAAAGACUUUUAUAUGAAACUGUAGUUGUUUGGUUACUUGGUGGUUUAGGAAAAGGUCUGUUGUGAAAAACAAAACAAAAAAACACACAGUGAGCCGCUGUGUGUGACAGCGGAGGAAGAAGACUCUGAUUCUCACAGAAGCAGCUGAGUCGGCGGUCUCCGUCCCUGAGACUGCCGUCGGCCAUGCUAUCUGAUCCACAGUCAGCUUUUAUUCACUCUCAAACCCGUCUCUAUCUAGAUCUGACUCUGACUACGACCAGAUUCUCUUGGUGAUGUGCUGACAUCAGGGCAUUCCACGCUGGGUUUCUCACACAAAUGUAACACUCAGACAGCACAUUUAGCAGAGUGGAUAAAUAACACCGUCGUCGACAAACGGUGUGAGGGAGUGUUUUUAUGGCUAAAUGAAAAACAAACCAGGGGUUGGAUCUUUGUAAAUACAUCCACGUGUUGUGUAACGUUAAACAUUUAUAUUGUUGGUUUGUUGUUAAUUCUUGAUGUGUUUGUUUGAUGUUUGAUGACAUUUUUGUUAUGAAUAAAAUACUUUCCGACUUCACAA
Molecule: messenger RNA, 2416 nt
Organism: Cynoglossus semilaevis (tongue sole)
Lineage: Eukaryota; Metazoa; Chordata; Actinopteri; Pleuronectiformes; Cynoglossidae
Gene: foxi3b
Product: forkhead box I3b
Exons: 2
Coding region: 662-1834 (390 amino acids)
Biological process (GO): anatomical structure morphogenesis; cell differentiation; regulation of transcription by RNA polymerase II
Molecular function (GO): RNA polymerase II cis-regulatory region sequence-specific DNA binding; DNA-binding transcription factor activity, RNA polymerase II-specific
Source: RefSeq, a predicted model, not a curated record